Molecule: messenger RNA, 5040 nt
Organism: Notothenia coriiceps (black rockcod)
Lineage: Eukaryota; Metazoa; Chordata; Actinopteri; Perciformes; Nototheniidae
Gene: rnf43
Product: ring finger protein 43
Exons: 9
Coding region: 1-2403 (800 amino acids)
Source: RefSeq, a predicted model, not a curated record
AUGCCUGCUACAGAAGGGGAGUGUGGGAACCAACUGGCCGGUGCACAGAGGAUGGGGGUGGGGGUGAAAGAUGAGGUAAAUGUUCUGGAGCUCAACAAUCAGCAUGUUGAUGUCUUCACUGGGUGGCCUAGUUCUAUGGGAGCCGCAGAACAGAGCAGGUCGCUGGGUCUCAGGGCGCUAUGGGAGCUCUGGUAUCACCCUCUGUCUCUGUGCAACACAAGUGAAGAUGAACGCCAAGAGGGUGACUUCAUCACCAUUGUCAAACUGGAGCACAGUGCACCCCGCUGUCUGCCGCUGGUUGAUAAGGCUCGUAUGGCAUUGGACAAAGGAGCUCAGGCCGUGAUCUUUGAUGUCAGUGAUGAUGCCAAUGCUGCUUUUGAGCUGGGAGGGAUAGACUUCGUUCGCGGCCCUGUAGUACUGGUGGAGGCACAGAAUGCUGAGGAGUUGAUGGGUUUGGUCAACAAGAACGAAGAGGCCAAAGUUACUAUUGAGCUCCUGGUGGAGCUGCCCAGUUGGCAACAUUACGAUGUUGGUAUCCUGCUCACCAUUGUCCUAGCUAUUCUGACCAUCGUUCUAAUCUUCGCUUUCCGCUACAAGUGCAAGUCCAACCGGACCUGGGACUCAGUCCAUCAGCAGACCAUGCGGGCCAUCAGUCGCCUGGAGACCAAGACGUACAGCUCUCAGGGCUGCUCGGGGGCCCAUCGGCACCGCGCAGCCUGGGGCUCGGCCAGCAGCUCCAACUCCAGCCCAGUCUGUGCCAUCUGCCUGGACGAUUUCCUGGACGGGCAGCAUCUGAGGAUCAUCUCCUGCGCUCACGAGUUCCACAAAGAGUGUGUCGACCCCUGGCUGCUGCAGCACCGCACCUGUCCCCUCUGCAUGCAUAACAUCAUGGGGAUGGAGCGGCAGCCCCAGAGGGCCAGCAGACAGAGUCAGGAGCAGAACCAGAGCUUCCUGCACCCUCAGCCCUUCAGCAGCCCACACAGCCACCUCUUCCCCCAGCACGCCAUCCCGUUCUCUAUGAGGCCCCACUAUCCCCGGGGACCCUCAGGACCGUACCCCUCUCUGGGCCACUACUCUGGCUCUUCUCCCGUAGACGCUCAGACACUACGCUUCCUCACCAGCAGGCAGCUCGCCUCCAGCUGUGGGUACCACCGUCCUGUGGAGGGUCCCGGGAGGCCCCAUAGGAUGAGUGGUAACUGCAGGACUUCCACUCACCACUACACCCCCCGUCGGCCCUGCCACAACAACUACCGCUCAGCCUGCCCUGCCCAGCGCAGUGCAUCUAGCUCCAGACUGCAGCACGCCUCCUCCACGCCACAGCCCCGCGGAGCGCCCCCCCACACCCGGCAGGACGACGGCAGCUGCUCGGGGGGGAGCUACCACACAGAACGCAGUGGGUACUUGGCUGAUGGGCCAGCAAGUGACUCCAGUUCGGGGCCAUGUCAUGGCUCCUCCAGCGACUCCGUCCUGAACUGUACUGACGUAUCCCUGCAGGGGGUCUAUGGCAGCUGGUCCACCUUCCGGAGCUCCCUGAGCAGUGACUACGAUCCGUUUGUGUAUUACGGGCCAGGUCCUGGGCACGGGCCCCGCAGGAGCAGCCUAGAGGAAGGGGCCCAGGCCCGGCCCAGGUCUCUGGAUUCUGUUGUGAACAAAGCAGGCUGCCCCGAGGAGCAGCAGCAGACUGUGUUCAGCCACAUCCACUACCACCGCCACAGACACCACCACUAUGAAGAGGGGGAGCACAGCAGGGGCUCGGACGAGGAGCAGGGGGCCGCUGCUGCUGAUGCAGCUGCUUCUGCUGCUCCUCUCCUGGACAAAGACUCGCCCAUGUGCCCCCCUAAGCACAGCCCCUGCCAGUGCCCGAAGCCAGAGCCCACAGACCGGCCCAGUCCGGGGGCCGAGUGUCAGGACCCUAGCAGCCCUCCUCCAGUCCUGGUGUCCCCAAUCCCCUUACAGCUUCAGCCCCACUGCUGCCACCAGGGACACGGACACCCUCCCGCUCCACUUGGGCGAGUGGGGGGCUACGUGCACGACGGCCCCUCUGUUCGCUUCCACCAGAGCCGGGAUCUGCAGGACGACCGCAGCAUCCACAUCCACUAUGGUCAGGGGCCCGGCUUCUGCUGCUCCCCCCCUGAGCUGCACCCCGCCCUGCUCCCCGUGCCCCUCAUUCUGGACUCUGGGGGUAUUGAGGAGUGGCCCUGCUAUACCGGAGCCCAUGUUGUGUGGCAAAAGCGGGUGCAGCAGGCCCGCUCAGAGCCUCAGCUCUUGGGGCCCGGGGCCCCUAUGGACAGGCCCCCCUGCAGGUUCUACCACGGUCCAGCUGCUGACUGUAACACAGACAUUUGUUUGUACUGCCAAACCUUACACCACAAUCAGGGAUCAGAAGAGGAGUCCGGUGUGUGAGAACUUGUUGCAUCCCCGAUAAUCAAGCUGCUACCCAGGAGCCAGAAUGGACAGGCCUCUCAUUGGCUAUCGCUCUCACGUCUUCCACAUUGUUCCACCAGCAAUUCCCCCCAGGAUUCAGAACUCACACUGAAAUGCUCUUUCGCCUGAGUUGGAUUGAAAUUAUUAUAAUUGAAUCAUGCUAAAGCUUAAACAAAUACUUUUUUAAGUGAAGACCCUUCAUAAUGUUGAAAAUACAUUGAAUUAUUAAAAUGUUUGGGAGCUGCUGGAGAAACUACUCAUACACCACAAAGAGGCAACAAGGUUUUUCUGCAUUUCUCCUCUUCAGAUAUAUAGGAAUAAUAUUCAUUUUGGAUAUGAUAUCACAAGUUCCCAUGCUCCUUAGCAAUGAAUUAUCCUUGCUUAGGGUGUUGAGCCCUCAUGAAGUGAGACUCCAUCUCUGCGUCGCUCACUCUAAAGCAAAAAUAACUUGAUUUAUCUUCGAGGUACUAUCUUUCACUCUCGUGAUCUGCGUCUUCCUUCGCUGAGUCCAGUCUCAGCUGAGAGAAGCUUUUCUCUCCAGCCUACCUCAGCUCAGAUUUCUUAACAUGCCUCACACAGGGGGGUCUUUUAAGGUACUGCUGUAGUGAUUAUUUUUUAUGUCACAACCAAGUAGCUCCCACAAACUCAACAAAAAGUGUUCCUCUUAGCAGUCCGACCUGUCCAAAAUGGAGAGGAAGGUUGAUGCUCAGCCCCUCACACAGCGAGCGUUCAAUGGGGUAGCUGAGCCUUGCAUGGGCCCUUUUUCAUUAUUUCAAUAAUGGCAGCUGUUUUGUUUGUGUUUUGGAUAAUUUUCUGUAUUUUUUUUUGUAGUAUGUAAUUAUUAUUUUUUUAUCCUCUCAAAAUGAACCGGUUUGACUGAAUUAUCCCGUCGUCAUUACAAGCUAGUGUAAACUUGUUCUCGUCAUUUCUCUUGCCAUUGGUGUCUUCACAUGUUGGUGCUGUUAAACCUCCCGAUCAGUGAAAAGUGUACAGGCCAUAAUACAACCAUAUCCUCUGCUGCUUUAACAGCUAAUUCAUCGCUAUGUUGUGUUAUUCUCCAAAAAGGGUGUUCCCUCCCUUUGUCUUCCAGGAACUAAAGCUCAAGGAAAAUGUUCUACAUUGCCGCUAUAGACCAGAAAAAGUGAUUAUGUCAUGAUAUAACCAGAGUAAAGCCAUGUAACCGAACAGUCCCGAAACACGCUUAAGCUCUGCAAGCUUCCCCAGUGACUUUCACCCUGACCCUAGAACAGACAUUCUAAGUUGUUUUAUCUCCUGUGUUUAUGAUUUAGGGUGAAUCUAUAAGGAUACAUAAUGAUCAGGAUAAGCAGUUCUUGUUAUCAAAAUGAGUAUUACAAUAGCAAACGAGUAACAAAAGAAUCACCUAAAAUUAUACUGGCAAAUGUUACAUUUUAUUUUCUCACCUAUAUCACAGAUUAAACUUUGUUUUUUCCAGUUUAUACUAACUGUGACAAACAUUGUAUCAAAUCCUGGUUAUAAUACACAUUUUCUUCGGAAUAACUUUCCAAGAACUGUUCAAAACGCAAUUAUAAAAUCAUGAACUGAAAAUCUGAUACUGCCCUGACAAAAAAGAUAUCCUGGAAAAACCUUCUUUGUCAUCUGUUCUUAAGUCAUAAACACAGGAAAUUCACCAUUUCAGAUCAGAAAAAAUGCAUUACAAGAAUUGUUUUUCUCAUUUGCCUCUCAGGGCUUCUUAGGUAAUGAUACCCCAAUCGGUAAAAGGUCCUGUGUUGUUGUACAUUUGCAUUGUUCUAAAUUAGAUUCAGUAUUUACAUUUUUUUAAUUAAGAUGAAAUAUUUACGCCAUCCUUUAAAAAUAAAAAUCUAAAUAUCCAUUACAGUAUCUUCUCACUCCACCUAUUUAGCCCCUCUGGCAGACAGAACAUGUGUCCAGGAAAAAUUACUUAAAUUGUGUGGAUAGUAGUCAGAGAUGGCUUUAUUUGUUUAUCUUUAACACAGACUCCUCUGCUAGGCUAAAUUAUCACACAUUAGAGGAAUUAGAAUGCUAUAAUAGUGUGGACUUUCCCUUAAAGGCUAAGUGAAAUGUGAAUGGCUUUACUCAGCAGCAGUCAGAUACAGUUUAACAGCAGACACAGAGCUCAUGGGUAUUGCAAUGUAACCAGUAGCACUUAAUAAAAAGCCUUAUAUGUGCCUUAUUCAUAAAGAAACUGUUCAUAAUCCUCAUUCAGGACCCCCCCCCCUACACACACACACACACACACACACACACACACACACACACACACACACACACACACACACACACACACACACACUCACUAAGCUCUUACCUGUCCAACCAAAGAGGCAACAUCUUGAACACAGUGAACUUAUAACUCAGUAUGUGUUGGCAACCCUUUCCUUAAAUAUAAGAACAAAAUGUGCUUUUGUGAUGAACACCUGACAGAAUUGAGGUGGAAAUCAUUUUGGAAUCAAUAUUUUGGACAAUCAUGCAGAUUUUUUAACUGCAGUCAUUUGUUCUUAAACCCCACUUUGAAUGUGUCAACGCAGCGUCCUCCAGACAAAGUGUCCUUAUCUGUUAUUAUUGGUGCCUAAACAGCCUCUGUCUGAGAUGGAAAUUACUGAAUUACAAGCAACA